This is a messenger RNA of Prunus armeniaca (apricot), 762 nucleotides long. The record is from the annotation of a GenBank genome assembly. NCBI's taxonomy places the organism in Eukaryota, Viridiplantae, Streptophyta, Magnoliopsida, Rosales, Rosaceae.
AUGAUUAGCACCAUCAGCGGAGGCCCCACUCUGGUAGGACCCUCUAACCGAUCGGUGAAACAAUAUGUGCGUGCCGCUCACUACCCUCAAGUCUUCGGCAUCGAGGCCGAUCGGCACCGCAAGGUCCCGAAGGUGGGUUGGGAGCCCAUCACCUUUUGUGAAGAAGAGGAAGAAGGGAUCAUUUACCCCCACGAUGACUCAAUGAUCAUUCGGGCCGAAAUCGCCAAUUAUGAUGUAGGUCGGGUACUGAUCGACACUGGAAGUUCGAUAAAUGUAAUUUUUGCCGAUGCCUUCAGAGGAUUGGGCAUUGCCAACAGCAUGGUCAAUUGGCAGAUAACGCCUCUACUUAGUUUUUCUAGGGAUCUGAUCCAGCCAGUCGGUAGUGUCAGUUUGCCCAUCGCCUUCGGCGUUGCCCCUCGAAAAACGAUGACCUACAACCAAUUCCUCAUCGUCGACUGCCCAACGGCUUACAACGUCAUCGUAGGACGGACGACACUCACCAGAGUCAAAGCACACUUGUCCCCCCACAUGUUGCUAAUGAAAUUCCCAACCAGCAACGGCACUGGCGCUCUCCGAGGGGACCAGCUCAGCGCACGGACUUGCUAUGCGACGGCCCUGAAAUCGAUAGCCCCCAAACCUCCAAUGGAAGCAAUGUCUAUGAGAGCGGUACCGAACGGUAGCGGGCCUAUAGAAGACCCGAGGGAGGAAACGCCAACACCGUUAGCACAACCUGCCGAGGAGUUGGAAACGGCAGUUCAUUGA